AUCAUAACUUGAUCAAUGCUGCCACUACGCAUCAGUAUAUCGAAGAUUUGCGUAAGCAUUUACAGCAUUCGUUUGCUUUUGCCCAAAUGAAUCUAGAAAAAGCAGCGACAGGGGUUAAGACCUAUUACGAUUUAAAAACCACGAAAAAGGAAUAUGACAUCACAGAUCAAGUCUAUCUGUAUAACUUUGCGCGAAAUCAAGUUAAGGAAAAUAAAUUUUUACCUUAUUGGAAAGGGCCAUAUGUCAUCAUUGACAAAAUUUCCCCUGUAGCGUAUAAGAUAAAAAUUCCUAAGGAUGGUGAUUUUAUUGAAAA
Messenger RNA from Pelobates cultripes (western spadefoot toad), 313 nucleotides. The record is from the annotation of a GenBank genome assembly. Lineage: Eukaryota; Metazoa; Chordata; Amphibia; Anura; Pelobatidae.